Messenger RNA from Carlito syrichta (Philippine tarsier), 1153 nucleotides. RefSeq names its product polypeptide N-acetylgalactosaminyltransferase 6-like. The coding region runs from base 104 to 1153 and encodes 349 amino acids. The transcript is spliced from 3 exons. Lineage: Eukaryota; Metazoa; Chordata; Mammalia; Primates; Tarsiidae. Gene Ontology annotation, cellular component: Golgi apparatus. The record is from RefSeq and is a predicted model, not a curated record.
GGCUGAAGCCCCAAUGUGUGGCUGCCACCACACAUCAAGCUGUUUCUAGGGUGGGCUCGGGACUCGAAUCUGACCCGGCUGGGGUCUCCACUGGUUCUGGAAAAUGAGGCUUUUCCGCAGACGCCACAUGCCCCUGCGCCUGGCCAUGGUGGGCAGCGCCUUUCUGCUCUUCCUCUUCAUCCUGCAGAGAGAUGUGAGCAGCAGGGAGCAGGCCACAGAGAAGCCGUGGCUGAAGUCCCUGGUGAGCCAGAAGGUUCACGUCCUAGACCUCAUGCUGGAGGCCGUGAACAACCUCCGAGAUUCCAUGCCCAGGCUCCAAAUCAGGGCUCCGGAACCCCAGCAGACUGUGUUUUCCACAAACCAAUCCUGCCUCCCUGGGUUCUAUACCCCAGCUGAGCUGAAGCCCUUCUGGGAACGGCCACCACAGGACCCCAAUGCCCCCGGGGCAGAUGGGAAAGCAUUUCAGAAGAGCGAAUGGACCCCACUGGAGACCCAGGAGAAGGAAGAGGGCUAUAAGAAACACUGCUUCAAUGCCUUUGCCAGUGACCGGAUCUCCCUGCAGAGGGCCCUGGGACCAGACACCCGACCCCCUGAGUGUGUGGACCAGAAGUUCCGGCGCUGUCCCCCACUGCCCACGACCAGCGUCAUCAUUGUGUUCCACAACGAGGCCUGGUCCACGCUGUUGCGGACAGUGUACAGCGUCCUGCACACCACCCCUGCCAUCUUACUGAAGGAGAUCAUACUGGUGGAUGAUGCCAGCACUGAGGCUGUGGCGUUUGCUUGUGUUUCUCUGCGGUCAAGCAGGGAGUGGGUGGAGAACCCCUCUUAUCCUUCUGGGUCACCCUUACCCCUGGUGGGGAUUGGGCUCAGCUGUGGGCAGGACCCUGAUGUUGCCUCCGGGUCGGGGCCUACAGGCGAGUGCUUCCACGGCUGGCUGGAGCCCCUUCUGGCCCGGAUUGCUGAGGACAAGACAGCAGUGGUGAGCCCAGACAUCAUCACCAUCGACCUGAACACUUUCGAGUUCUCCAAGCCUGUCCAGAGGGGCCGAGUCCACAGCCGUGGCAACUUUGACUGGAGUCUGACCUUUGGCUGGGAGGCGCUCCCACUGCAUGAGAGGCAGAGGCGAAAGGAUGAGACCUACCCCAUCAAGUAA